Molecule: messenger RNA, 3084 nt
Organism: Protobothrops mucrosquamatus (brown spotted pit viper)
Lineage: Eukaryota; Metazoa; Chordata; Lepidosauria; Squamata; Viperidae
Product: ephrin-B2-like
Exons: 5
Coding region: 1-996 (331 amino acids)
Biological process (GO): axon guidance; blood vessel morphogenesis; ephrin receptor signaling pathway
Cellular component (GO): plasma membrane
Molecular function (GO): ephrin receptor binding
Source: RefSeq, a predicted model, not a curated record
AUGUCCUUGAAAAGUUUGGCACCACGUGUGGGCUUUAGGAAGUUUUUGAUCAAGUCUAAAAACUGUGUAUCUGUUUUAAUUAGCUUUGAAUACUGCCAUCUCGUGUACCUUUAUCAAAACAGAUUCCAUCCUGGACAAGGAUUAGUACUGUAUCCAAAGAUUGGAGAUAAACUGGAUAUUAUAUGCCCAAAGGUGGACUCUAAGAUUGGUGGUCAGUAUGAAUACUACAAAGUCUAUAUGGUUGAGAAAGACCAAGCAGACAGCUGUACUGUUAAAAAGGACAACACUCCUCUGCUCAACUGUGCCAAGCCUGAUCAAGAUGUUAAGUUUACCAUCAAGUUUCAAGAGUUUAGCCCUAAUCUCUGGGGUCUAGAAUUUGAUAGAAACAAAGACUAUUACAUCAUAUCAACAUCCAAUGGAUCUCUUGAAGGCUUGGAUAACCAGGAAGGAGGUGUAUGCCAGACAAAAGCCAUGAAGAUCCUUAUGAAAGUUGAACAAGUUCCCAAUUCUGGUGGGUCCCCAAAUAAUGCUGAUCCAACUAAACGCCCGGAACAGGAAGCUGGUACCAACGGGAAAAGCUCCACAACAAGUCCCUUUGUAAAGGAUCAUGCAGGUCCCAACUCAGAUGGGAGCAAAGCUGGACAUUCCAGUAUCCUUGGUUCAGAGGUGGCCUUAUUUGCAGGGAUAGCUUCAGGGUCCAUCAUAUUCCUCCUCAUCAUCAUCACACUGGUGGUUCUUUUGUUGAAGUAUCGAAGGAGACACAGGAAGCAUUCGCCUCAGCACACGACAACUUUGUCGCUUAGUACAUUAGCAACCCCCAAACGCAGUGGGAACAACAACGGGUCUGAACCCAGUGACAUUAUCAUCCCUCUGAGGACUGCAGAUAGUGUCUUUUGCCCUCACUAUGAGAAAGUCAGUGGUGACUAUGGACAUCCUGUGUACAUAGUUCAAGAGAUGCCCCCUCAAAGCCCAGCAAACAUUUAUUACAAGGUCUGAUUAAACACUCAGUGUGGUUCCUGUUUUGAAACUCUCUCUCUGUCUGGUCAAAUGCUAUCCAUGACACAGAGGUUGGGGAUUGUGAUGAGCCACUUUGUGGGUUCCUGGACCAGAUGCAGAGGAGGGAACAGCAAGCUCCACCCUAUUACAGAGAGCUGCUUUGAGGGGGCAGUUUUCAAGUCUGUAGAAUUCCUGUCUUGGUGAACAAGCAUUUACUUGGAAGCUGGAAGAAGUCACAUAGAAGAUUCCCAUAGCAAUUGCUGUUCGUUCAUCACCUUCUAAGCCAUGUGCUGUAGGCAUUCAGGCACGUACAAAAAACCCCCAGGGAUGAUGGAGCAACUCGCAGAUACUAAUGGUUUUAGGCAUUCUAGGAAGAGAGUCUUAAGUCAUCAAGCUUGAAAUGCAGCCCUGUGACUUUGUGUGUGCUUCUCUUGGUGCUCAUGGAUUUGUCUUACAAGACCUCUGCUUUUAAGUAAGAUUUUACACUUUUUUGUUUGUUUUAGUCAGUCCCUGUGACAUUUUACUUCAACCAAACAACAUUCUGUCAUCCUUCAUAUGAAAAUUUAUGCACUCCAUACCAUGCAUUGCUUUUGGAAAAGUGAUUUUUCUAAAAAUUAUUUUUACCAUUCCAUAUUCCACCUAUUUGUGAAAGCAGCCUUACUUGAAUGGAUAAUGCUUUGGGAGAGACUUUGGGCUUGCUGAAAGGAGAUCUUCCAACCAAAAGCUAGCUUGUCAGCCGAAUCCACAAUAGAAGUGACAUGUGGCAGAAGAGAGAGGGAAGGGCUGAAAGAAUGCUACUGUCUCUGGAAUAUCAACUAGACAAAGCUAGACAAUUUAAAUAGCACAGCACUUUGAUAUCCGGAGUUCAAUGAAGAGUGUUAACACACAGCAAUAGGAGCAGCUGAUUAGGGUCUGUACUUGAAGGAUGCCAAGGUUUUCUCAAAUUGUAACUUGCAGGAGAAAAUAGUUCUCCCACAAAGUAGUGCAAGUAAAUUAAUGUGCCUGGAAGACAAGACAAUGGAAGGCUGCUGGUGAUAUAUUAGGGCACGACUGCUGUGGUACUUUACCAGCAAUAAGAUGUACAGCUUUGAAUUAGCUGUAGCAAAAUCUUGGUCUGCUUCAAAUGAUUUUUUUUUUAAGCAGACACAGCUGCUAUUACUUAUCAUAUUUUAUCUAAUCAUAGGGAAAAAGAAAACAGCAACAUCUGACAUAGACAAAUCACAAGCUUAAUGGUCGAGAGGGCUAUAAUUCCAUCACUUAAAACAAAGCAUUCACAUCUAUAUUAAAAUUGGUCAGGAUUGUAUUUUUCCUUCAAUCAAGCCUUUUGACAUUCUGAUUUUUGGCAGUGCAUUUUGAGUUAGUCUUGUACUGCCAUUCGUGGGAUUUUUCUCUUUCUGAAAUAAAGCACAUAUGGUAAACCACUUGUGAUCCACAAAGAUGCAACACAUUCAGCUACAAGAAGGGGAGGUAUAAUGUGACUUAUUUAUAAUAAGUGUAUAGAACCCAAGGGAUGUAUGGUAGCAGAUUUUGUUCAGAUUACUAAUAUAUCUAUAUAUUGAAAUUGCACAGAAUCCUUACAGAAGAUGUGAAAUUCCUCUAUGACCAUGAAAUCAAUCUGGCUACUUCUGGGGGAAAAUAAAUCUUUUAACUCCAAAAAGAACAAUAUUGAGAAGAAAUGUAAAAAUAAUCAAGCCCUCUUAGCUGUCUUACAUAACCAGUAGACUAGGAAACAAAGCCCCUGAAUCAUGAGAUAAGUGUAUAACUACACAAUGUAUUUUAACAAGAUAUUCUGAUAUGGCUUUUCUUUUUUUGUGCUGUGUUUUCCCGCCUUGCCUUAUGAGAUGGAGUAUUUUUUGAGCUGGAUACCAAUAGGAAAGUUUACUAUAAAGUUCCUGCUUUGAAGCAUAGUUGUUGUUCUCCUCCAACCUCUGCACCCUGGGGGACAUAAAUCUACUUUUUUUUAAUGUGCUAUGCAAAAUAGAUGUCUUAUCACAUAGUCCUGUUACCAUAGCAACACUUCACUUUCUGGACUCAAAAGAAGUUGUAGCUGCAGCAUUUUAAGGUUCUCAACUUCCACAGAGCACAUGC